Cyanidioschyzon merolae strain 10D is the source of this 642-nucleotide messenger RNA. RefSeq lists its product as hypothetical. Gene Ontology annotation, cellular component: Golgi membrane. Gene Ontology annotation, biological process: vesicle-mediated transport; protein secretion. The record is from RefSeq and is a predicted model, not a curated record. The transcript has a single exon. Lineage: Eukaryota; Rhodophyta; Bangiophyceae; Cyanidiales; Cyanidiaceae. The coding region runs from base 1 to 642 and encodes 213 amino acids.
AUGUCUGCCCCCGAGGAAGCAGAAAAACCCUCGAGGACUGGUUCCGGAGAAGGGCAUGUACAGCGUUCUGUACACUAUGGCGCGCUGGUGGCGACACUCGUCUUUCGUAUAGGGGCGGUGGUGUCUUUUCUUCUUUUGGGCGUGUUCACGAACUCCUUCGUUGUCCAGACGGUAGUGACGCUCCUCCUACUUGCGCUGGACUUUUGGACGGUCAAAAACUUUUCAGGAAGGAGGCUGGUGGGUCUUCGGUGGUGGAACCACGUUCAGCUCGACGGCAGCAACACGCUGAGAUUUGAGUUUCGACCCGAGAGCGAGUUGGUGUCGACCGCGUUCGAGCGCCAGGUGUUCUGGUGGUCCCUGUAUCUUGCACCAGCGUGCUGGGCGCUUCUUGGUGUCGUAUGUAUGCUGAAGUUUGAACUCAACUGGCUUCUCGUCGUUUUUAUUGCUUUCAUACUCCAGGCUAGUCAACUUUCUGCAUACUGGCAGUGCGCUCGCGUUGCAAGUCGAGGGACCGCGUGGAGUGCAGCGGAUAGUCUCGGCGCCGCCGCCUAUCUAACAAGACAGUUCGAGCGCCUCGGCUCGAUGUUUAAACAGACAGCAAGAGGAGAUCAGGCGCCGGCAAAUACCAACGGGAGAGUUUGA